Molecule: messenger RNA, 2011 nt
Organism: Acomys russatus (golden spiny mouse)
Lineage: Eukaryota; Metazoa; Chordata; Mammalia; Rodentia; Muridae
Gene: Ubqlnl
Product: ubiquilin like
Exons: 1
Coding region: 1-1824 (607 amino acids)
Biological process (GO): ubiquitin-dependent protein catabolic process
Cellular component (GO): cytosol
Molecular function (GO): polyubiquitin modification-dependent protein binding
Source: RefSeq, a predicted model, not a curated record
AUGCCACAUAUCAUAUCUCAAACACCUAGAAUGCCUCAGAGCAGGUGUCCUGCAGGUGUGCCUGUAGAUGGGAAUACUUCUCCAGGUGUCAUUCGAGUGAUUGUGAAGACACCAGGCAACCAGAACACCUUUACAGUGGCUAAUGACACCUCAGUGAAACAAUUCAAGGAGACGCUCUCUGCUCACUUCAAAUGCCAAAUCGACCAACUGGUACUGGUGUUUAUGGGCCGCCUUCUCAAAGACCAUGACACACUGAACCAGAGAGGCAUCAUAGAUGGCCAUACCAUCCACUUGGUCAUCAAGUCCAAGCAUGGCUCCAGAUCCCUGGCUCACCUUUUCCGGAACCGGUUAGCUAACAAUCCUUGCCAUCAAGACAGAAGCAACAAAGGAAAUAGCAGUAGGGUGUCCCAAUCUGAAGGCAUGAGUCAAGCCAAAAUGGAAUCAUCCCUCCUCAUGGAGUCUGAUGCACCCAAGGUGGGUACUCGAGAAGCAGAAAUGGAAAGUCCAGAGCAUAUUGCACAAAUGCUGGAGAAUCUUUGUGUCCAGAGGCUGUUGUCCAAUAUGGGGCAGCUGAUCUCAGAAUACCCAAAUAUCCCAGAACUGAUACAGCAGAACCCAGGAGUCUCCCUUCUCCUUGACAAUUCUGAGAUCCUAUGCCAGACUCUGGAGUUGGCCAGGAACCUUGCCAUCAUCCAAGAGAUACUACAGCUCCAGCAGCCAGCACAGAACCUUGAGCAUCCAUUGAACCCACAGCCAUACCUAGACUUAGAGACAGUUCCAAAUGGGACCGAUGCCCUGGGCCAGAGCUAUGAUGAUUGCAAUGACCAAAUGCUCAAUGGCAUGCAUGAUCUUUUGGGGGACAACUCUCUUACAUCUGUUCUGGCUGGACAAGUCCUAGAACAAGUCCAGACUCCUUCCCUACCUCCACUGUCUGAGGAACAAUGGGACCAGCUCCCUACUGCCCAAGUCAUUUAUGUUAAUUCCUGUGGAUUACCAUCAAUCAUCCCAGAAAGUGCUACUCCAAGCAAUCUCAACCAUGCUUCCAGGGAAAAUGCAGCCACGGUAGCCACAAAGGGCCAAAGUCAUGUCUGUGCUGUUCAGCAGCCAGCUGGGAUUCCAGCCUUACCCAGCAUAGCAGUCACCCAGGGGCUUCAGGAGGAUGACAAGGGUACCACUACCUCUCCAGGUACCUCUGACCAGUGUUUAGAGGAAGCUCUCCAGUGGUCAGAUGAGCAGACCAGCUCUCAGAUUACAGGAGGCGUGGUCGAGUUGCUUAGGAACCACCCACACAUGGUGGCACAGAUGCUGCUGCUCCUGAGUACAUCCCAGCUGAGUGAGCAGUUCAGGCAGCAAUGUCCCAUGUCCUUGCAGUCAUCACAGCUUUCUGACUUGCUGUCAGCUGUAGCGAACCCUAAAACAUCACAAGCAAUAUUACAAAUUGAGCAUGGUCUGCAGCUCUUGGCUUCAGAAGCUCCUGCUCUUUUGCCCUGCAUUGAACCUUACUUGUGGUGUCUAGGUUGUCUUCCUCCUUCCAGCUGUAGCUACCCUGAUUCAGCGCCCUCAACCUGGAAUCUUCCAGACACAGAUGAGCCUCAGUGCCCUGAAUGCUGUCACAAAUCUGGAACAGUCCUUCAGAGAUUACAGCCCCUGUCUGGAGACUCUUCCCAUUCCUCACAAGUCCCUGAGGUUUGUUUCUGUAAACAGAUGGAAUGUCUCCAGGCCAUGGGAUUUGUGAAUUAUAAUGCCAAUCUGCAAGCUCUAAUUUCUACUGAUGGUGACACGAAUGCUGCUGUUCUCAAACUCCAGAGACCUCAGGGACUCUAACCAUUAUGUCUCCCUAUCUACUUUUUACCUGCAUGCUGACCCAUUUGACCAUUGGCCUUUCCUAAUUUUCCUGAUGCUUCCAACCUGGAGAAGUCCUGGAACAGGAGAAACCAAUCAAUUCUUGCUCAACUGAAUACUAGAUCAUUGGUCAUGGCUGGAAGAUCUGUCAAUAAAAUGGCUACACCUA